CCUUCCUUCUUCGCUUUGUGUGUUUUUGUCAAAGUUCGUCUGCUCCUUCUCCUCCUCUAUUCAGAAAAUUAGGGUUCCGUCGCAAAUCGCGAUCAGAUCUCGAACUCUCUGAGGAUGUCGGAAGAUCCGGAGUACCGUUGCUUCAUUGGUGGGCUUGCCUGGUCAACAUCUGAUCGUGGCCUCAGAGAUGCUUUUGAGAAGUACGGUCACCUCGUUGAGGCCAAGGUGGUUCUGGACAAGUUCUCUGGUCGCUCACGUGGUUUUGGGUUCAUCACUUUUGAUGAGAAAAAAGCUAUGGAUGAAGCUAUUACAGCAAUGAAUGGAAUGGAUUUAGAUGGGCGAACUAUAACUGUUGAUAAAGCCCAGCCACAUCAGGGUGGGUCAGGCAGAGAUCAUGAUGGAGACCGCAGUCGUGAUCGUGGAUAUGACCGUGAUCGUAGCCGUCCCUCUGGUGGACGAGGUGGUGGAGAUUGCUUUAAAUGUGGCAAGCCUGGACAUUUUGCCAGGGAGUGUCCUUCUGAAAGUAGUAGAGAUGGUGGGGGAAGGUAUAGCUCAAAGGACGAUAGGUACAGUGCAAAGGAUGAUAGGUAUGGUGCGAAAGAUGAUAGGUACGGUGCAAAGGAGGAUAGGUACAGCUCAAAGGAUGAUAGGUACAGCUCAAAGGAUGAUAGGUACAGUGCAAAGGAUGAUAGGUAUGGUGCGAAAGAUGAUAGGUACGGUGGAAAGGAGGAUAGGUACAGCUCAAAGGAUGAUAGGUACAGCUCAAAGGAUGAUAGGUAUGGUAGUAGGGAUGGUGGAGGUAGUCGCUAUGGACCUGACCGCAGUGGAGAGCGUUCUGGAGGACGUAGCAGGGAUGGUGGCAGCCGUGGAGGUCCAGGAGGUGAGAAGCACAGUCGUGCUCCAUAUGACCGCCCCAGAGGUGGUGGCUACUAGAAUUCUAUGCCAAAAGUGAAAAGAAGUUGAAGGUUUCUGCUCUCGGCUCUCUUGUCAAGUGCGAAGUCAAAGUUACACUGGAUGGUCUGUUUUCUUCAAUGUAUUUGGUUAAGCUCGAGAAAGAAGAUGUGUCUCUAUUUUGGCCCUAAACUCAAGAGUCGACUAUGUUCCUAAAGUGCUCUCUCUCCUUUUGAUAUGUUGAUCCCUAUGGAAACCUUGUGCUUGGUUGGUUUGAGACAAUUUGAGAUGUGCUACUUUAUGCUUAUCGUAAUGAAAUGCGUGGGUUAUCCCCCAACA
Molecule: messenger RNA, 1230 nt
Organism: Camelina sativa (false flax)
Lineage: Eukaryota; Viridiplantae; Streptophyta; Magnoliopsida; Brassicales; Brassicaceae
Source: RefSeq, a predicted model, not a curated record